Messenger RNA from Carassius auratus (goldfish), 2471 nucleotides. Its product is annotated as RING finger protein 122-like. The record is from RefSeq and is a predicted model, not a curated record. Gene Ontology annotation, biological process: ubiquitin-dependent protein catabolic process. Gene Ontology annotation, molecular function: zinc ion binding; ubiquitin protein ligase activity. Gene Ontology annotation, cellular component: nucleus. NCBI's taxonomy places the organism in Eukaryota, Metazoa, Chordata, Actinopteri, Cypriniformes, Cyprinidae. Bases 1220 to 1618 code for a protein of 132 amino acids. The transcript has 7 exons.
GAGGAGGGGGCGGGUGAAAGGAGAGCUGUGAUCCAGACAGCGAAUCACAUGAGCUGAGAUCUGUUUACAAACUGAGCAGGAGAGAAGUCAUCGGCACCAUUAUGUGGAGGCAGGGCUACUGGAAAAGGCGACAGGAAACGCACAGGAAUCUCAUCACUUUGUCUGGGAAAUGCAUUUUAUCCUUUGUGUCUUUGCAGCGGAGAAGCCAGACCAGAUGGUAUGAGAAAGACCCAGCGUUGAAUGGGCUGCAUUCACAAGCUCUCGCUCUGACGGCUGUGUGCCACCGCUCUUCCUCUUCCUUUGUUACCGAGGAAAACGCUUGAGUGUAACGUUGAGGUCGAUAAUCUUGAGGGAGAAGACUAGAGGAAAGUGGCUGACGGCAAGAAGGGGUGAGCCUUGUGACAGUGUUUUGAAGACAGACAAAGAAUUCUGUGACUCUCUGUGAUGCACAUUCUCUCUCUCGCUGUUUUGUUAUCGUGACUCUACAGAGAGAUAAAAAAAAAGAAGAAAGCCAGUGACAACAACUUCAGGUCAAGCGGAGGUUGAUGGGAAUCCAUUGUUUGUGUUAAAGACACAUUGCCAAUCUUUCAUAUUCUGUGCUGCUGCUUGUUUUUGAAUCAUGAUUUUGGAAAAAAAGAGUGCUCUGUGUUCUUUUAACUUGCCUGUGGUUGAGCAAAACCUAGAUACCAAGAAGUAGGUGUUGGUUUGUUCCCGUGUUGACACCGGUUUUAACAAUGACUGACUUGUCUUUGUAAAUAUUUCAACACAAAGAAAAUACAAAAUCGUCCUGCCUUCCUCCGUGCACUUGUAAGGAGCUGCUGGGUGAUCAGAAUGUGUUAACCAGAGGCGCUGAAGAUUCUUAAGCCUUGUUUUUGUGCUAGGAGAUUUGGGAGUGUAAAACUUGUAUUAUUCAUCUGGUUUUGAGUGAGGGGAUUUCAGCACUGUCUCUUUGGACACAAGUUACUGGAUCAUUUGGAGCAAUCUAGCACCUCUCCAGUGGUGUAACGUUUUAAAAGAUGUAUUACAGUGAAAAGUUCAUGCUGCUCAGCGAGGUCCAACAUUGAGAGCAGUGUUACAUUGAGUUGAGAAACACGAGGACAGUCUGCAGGCUCACAGUAUGCAAUAUGCAUGCAGGGGCCACUGAGAAGAGUACACUUGAUAAUCACAGUGAUCAUGCCUGUGUGACGCAGACUAACAGAUUACAGACAGUUUCUGCAAAAUGACCUCAGAGAUCACCGGCCGUCUUCCACUCAAUGUCUAUGUCAUCAUUCUUGGAAUAGGCCUCUUCAUUUUCAUGUUGAGCAUGAUCUUCUGUUGCUACCUGUUCAGAUUGAGGAGACAGGGCACACAAGAACAAUAUGGAUAUAAUGAAGUCAUUCUAAAAGGUCCAGGGAAAAAAUUGAGUCUUCUUGGACAGACCUGUGCAGUUUGCCUGGAAGAGUUUCGAAGCCGGGAUGAACUAGGGGUUUGCCCCUGUUCUCAUGCAUUUCACAAAAAGUGUCUGGUGAAAUGGCUGGAAAUUCGCAGCGUCUGUCCCAUGUGCAACAAGCCCAUCUGCAGGCUCCAGCCAGACCCUCCGCAGGGGACCGAGGGGCCCCAGAACCCCCUGGACGUGUGACAGAAGAGGGGUGACACAGCUCAGAGAUAGGCGGGCUCUCAUACAUCUAAGAACAGCAUUAGAAAUAUUACACUACUGGGGUGGGCGGUCUAGUCCCAAAUUAACAACAACCGUCCCUGUCCAGCAAUCUGCAGAUUUCUCCUGCAUAGAUGGGUUUGGGAUUUUCCCAGUAGAACUGAACUGAUGUGCCGUGUUCUUGGUCAUAAUGUAGCUUGCAGCAAGAUAAAUUGAUCACUUGUGGACUCCAAACAGACAAAUAUUCAGACCAGGACAGUUGCACAAAACAGUCUGAACGGACACUGUGCAAUAUAUGUGAAUUUACAGAAGUCCUCUAAGAUAGACUGUGGUAACUAUUACUACCAUUAAGAGUCAUGUUUAGGAAGACCCAGUUACAGAAUCCAAAGUGAGGAGCAGUUCACUGGCUGACCUUAAGGAUCUGUGAGCUCAUCGUAUAAUACUCUUGCCAAUAUUUUGAUGUUUGACACUCAGAAAUGUGUUUAUUUUGAGUCACGUAGGUGUUUUGUGAGCUUGAGAGAGCUCAUGGCCUUGAUAAGGAGAACCCACACUGUAAUGUAGAACCCUCAGGGUCAGAUUGGAUGAUAUUCUGCCUAAUUUAUGUUAAAGGGAUGGUUCAGGAAAAAAAUACUAUGGAAGUCAAUGGCAACCACCAACUGUUUGAUUACCAGCAAUCUUCAAAAUAUCUUCUUCAACAUGUUCAACAUGAGAAACCAACUCCGACAGGUUUUGAACGACAUGAGGGUUAGUAAAUGAUGACAGAAUUUUCAGUUUUUGGUGAACUAUCCCUUUUACUGUUUUGUACUGUAUAUUGCUCACAAUAAAAGUUAUGAUGGAA